Messenger RNA from Diceros bicornis minor, 1200 nucleotides. Its product is annotated as pancreatic secretory granule membrane major glycoprotein GP2-like. The record is from RefSeq and is a predicted model, not a curated record. NCBI's taxonomy places the organism in Eukaryota, Metazoa, Chordata, Mammalia, Perissodactyla, Rhinocerotidae. Gene Ontology annotation, biological process: neutrophil migration. Gene Ontology annotation, cellular component: cell surface; apical plasma membrane.
AUGGCCCCAGCUUGCGCCCACUGGAGUGACAACUGCUGCCUGUGGAAUACUGAGGUGGGGGUAAAGGCCUGCCCGGACGGGUACUACGUGUACCGGUUGGAGGGCACCCCCCACUGUGACGUGAGAUAUUGCACAGACCCCUCCACUGUGGAGGACAAGUGUGAGACGACCUGUCGUGCAGAGGAGUGCAGCUCUAUCGACGGCGUCUGGGAGUGUGUCUGCAGACAGGACCUCAACAACUCUGACGUCCACAGUUUGCAGCCUCAGCUGGACUGUGGGGCCAGGGAGAUCAAGGUGUCACUGGACAAGUGUCUGCUGGAAGGCCUGGGUUUUGGGGACGAGGUCAGAGCCUACCUGCAGGACCGGAGCUGCAGCAGCAUCGUGCCAGGAGAGGAGAGGAACUGGCUGUCCGUGACCAGCCCUACCGAGGCUGGUGCCUGUGGAAACAUUCUGGAGAGAAAUGAAACCCAUGCCAUCUACAAAAACACUCUCUCUGUGUUCAACGAUUUCAUCAUCAGAGACACCAUCCUCAACAUCAGCUUCCAAUGUGCCUACCCGCUGGACAUGAAAGUCAGCCUCCAAACUGCCCUGCAUCCCGUUGUAAGCUCCCUGAACAUCAGUGUGGGUGGGGAGGGAGAGUCCAUUGUCAGGAUGGCCCUCUUCCAAGACCAGAACUACACGUUGCCUUACGAAGGGGAUGUAGUUGUGCUGUCCUUUGAUUCCAUGCUCUAUGUGGGUGCCAUCUUGGAGAGAGGAGACAUCUCCCGGUUUAACCUGCUGUUGAGGAACUGCUAUGCCACACCCACCGAAGACAAGACUGACCCUGUGAAAUAUUUCAUCAUCAGAAACAGCUGCCCAAAUCAACAAGAUUCCACUAUCUACGUGGAGGAGAAUGGGGUAUCCUCGGAAAGCCGGUUCUCCGUUCAGAUGUUCAUGUUUGCUGGAAAUUAUGACCUAGUUUACCUGCAUUGUGAGGUUCAUCUCUGUGAUUCCCUUAAUGAACAGUGCAUACCGUCUUGCUCAGGAAAUCGACUCCGCAGUGAAGUAGUUAUCAACCCAGCCCGAGUUCUAGAUUUGGGACCCAUCACUCGGAAAGGUGCCUCGUCUCUGGGUGUCAUGAAUGGAGCCCCCAGCACUGCAGGGUUCCUGGUGGCCUGGCCCGUGGUUCUCCUGCCUGUCCUUCUGGCUGGGCUGUUCUGA